CAUCCCAAAGGGGCCACAAUAAAAAGCCAGCUUCGGUUGAUUGACACCUCGUAGUAGCAGUCCGUAAGUCAUCGCUUGCAGGCCGUUGGUUGUCGUGUCCUGUGCAUAAAAAUACCCGGAAAGUUGUUUGGGUUUUGAUUUCUUCAUUAAAGCCGUCUAGCCGCCGAAGGAUAGUUGCAGUCUACCAUGAAUAAGCUGUUCAUUGUAUUUGCUCUAGUUGGGGCGAUCAUCGCUGCUCCCACGCAACACGACGAGUCGGACAUAGUUAUCGACUGCCUGAAUGAGGUGCUUGACGCGAUAGAAGCUGAAAACGUAGAGGAACUGGCUGAAGUGAUUGCCGAAGCACGCCUGACCAUCAGAUAUUUGAUCGAACGCCAUCGGCGCUGCCAGGAGAUACCACGUGAUGACCCACCGAGCCGUUUGCAGGAAAUUCAAAUUGCGGCGUGUGAAAAUGCCUGGCGGUUGACUGUGGCCGUUGAGUUGGCUCGUAUUUCGGCGGCAAUCAGUGAGCACACUGAAAAUGGGCGCGAUUUGGUGGCUCAGUUUUCCGAGUGCUCUGGCAUUUCGCUGCCAAGGCCCGAACCGGAACCAGAACCAGAGUAUUAAAAUGUGUUUGAUGUACAGUGAUUUUUGAAAUUAAAAGUAUUAUUAUUCUAUUCAUUAUAAAAAAAACAAAUAUUGAUA
This is a messenger RNA of Aedes albopictus (Asian tiger mosquito), 684 nucleotides long. RefSeq lists its product as uncharacterized. The transcript has 3 exons. Lineage: Eukaryota; Metazoa; Arthropoda; Insecta; Diptera; Culicidae. The record is from RefSeq and is a predicted model, not a curated record. The coding region runs from base 187 to 606 and encodes 139 amino acids.